This is a messenger RNA of Gaeumannomyces tritici R3-111a-1, 1938 nucleotides long. RefSeq lists its product as hypothetical. NCBI's taxonomy places the organism in Eukaryota, Fungi, Ascomycota, Sordariomycetes, Magnaporthales, Magnaporthaceae. The record is from RefSeq and is a predicted model, not a curated record. The coding region runs from base 156 to 1595 and encodes 479 amino acids. The transcript has a single exon.
GACUAUGGUUGCGCAACUUCCCUAAGCGUCAACAAAGUGACCUGAGAUCCCCUCAGCUCAUCGCAUGCUGUCAGAACAAUGUGCCACCUAGGUCUAUUUUGAUAUUUCAGACUCUGGCAGCGCCCCGGUCGCAACCGGAAUUAACCGGUCUCACAAUGGCUGGAAAGGCCUACAAAAUGGCCUCAAGGGUGCUGUCUGCCUCCAGGGGCUCGGCCACAUGCCUGACCCAGGAAGUGCGCCAGUACUGCACAACGACAACACGCCAUGCUACGGGUCUAGUAGGUACCCAGAGGAGGAUAUCAAGGCCGGCCCCGUGCACGAUGGCAGAGACGGCAACAACAAAAGCCGAGUCAAGGCGGCAAUACGCCACCCGCCCAAAUCAAAAGUUUAACCCGAUCAGGACUACACCAAAAACGAAACCACGAGGCGCCCCCAAAAUUCCGCAGUCGAAGCCCCUGCCUGGCGAUGGUGCCUACCUCACGGAGGACAGCGUGCCGGAUAGUGAGUGGUGGGAUGAGACCCGGGCGCACCUCAUCGAGAAACAGGGCAUGGCCCCAGACGCCGCGCCCCUAGACUCGGCCGGGUGCAUCUCCUUCGUCAAGCGCUACAUCCAGGCCAGCCUCGACGACAUCGGGAAUCCGCUCCCCUGGUCGUCACCCAGCACCGUCAAGAAGUUCACAUCCAUGGACUUCUCGCCGGCGCACCUGCACUACAUCGCCGUCCAGCUCCUGGCCCUGGGCGAGGGCGACCGCCCCGCGCCGCCGCCGCUCAUGAGACUGUCGUUGCGCAUGCUCGACCACGCAUCCAUCCUGGACCACGACCCCUCCACCGUGACGCUCUGCCUGACCGCCAUAAAGAUGGCCUCGGUCGACGGUGGCACUAAGCGGCGGCUCAGCGACAUCCCCCCGCCCUUCCCCGCCACCAUCAACCGCUUCCGCGCCCGCUUCCGCACCAGCGGCGCCGCCGCCAAAGACCCGGACAUCCUGACCGUCUGGGGCCUGCUCCACUUAUUCGAAGACCGCCUCGAGAUGGCUGAGCGCUACCUGCGCCUCGCCAUGGGGCCGGUCCUCCCGGCGCCCACCACCGGCGCCCACAGGCGCGCCCCCGCCGACGCCGACGCCGCACCCGACUUCGACGUCGACCUGAAGCCGCGCCCGCCGCGCUUCGACGCCGAGCCCGCCGCCUGCCUGGCGCUCGCCAAAACCACGGCGCUCAUGGGCCGCCCUGAAGCCGACACGGCCGCUUGCUAUGCCGUCGGCGCGUUCCAGCUCGACCUGGCCCGGGCCUGCAUGAUGCUGGGGUUGCUGACGGGCACGGCCAAGGUGGGGGGCAAGGGGGAGCAGCAGACCGGUGGCGACUGGCGCGCCAGGUACGUGCCCUACAGGGAGCUCCUAAUCACAAAGGCGGCCAUGAACGGGAUACCGGAAGCCUGCGUGGCCAUGGUGGAAAUCGAGAAGACCAAGGCCGCCUCGGCGAGUAUGGGCAUCACGGACCUCAGCGCCUGCGGGCUCGGGUCCAUCCAGUCGCCCCAGCACCACGACCUAGUCGCGGCCGAGUGGGAGCGGGUCGUCGAGGCGAUCAGGGCACGAGGAUAGUGAUGGGAUGUGUUUGGGGAGCCGGGUCAGGUUUGGUUGCAUCUUUAGGGCGCUAUGCGGGCACCCUAUACCUCGGUAUUUUUAACCCACAUGUCUGUAUAUAUUCCUUCCUCCAAGGCCGCCACGCCGAUUCCUUGCGACUUGCCCGUGCUGAGACGCCUUCUCUCUACUCCUUUUCCCGAAAGUCUCGUUGUCAUCUGCAUCUCCACCUCGCCCCUUGACCGAGGGUGCCCCGGGAUUCUCCCGUCAUCCAAAUCUCAGCACAUUACUGAACACAUUCACCUGAAUCCCUUGAUUGGUCGGCAUUAAACAGUACCACAUUCCUCUAUUGGAGAGUCAUGCC